Mesocricetus auratus (golden hamster) is the source of this 3995-nucleotide messenger RNA. RefSeq names its product DnaJ heat shock protein family (Hsp40) member C25 (gene Dnajc25). The record is from RefSeq and is a predicted model, not a curated record. The transcript is spliced from 4 exons. NCBI's taxonomy places the organism in Eukaryota, Metazoa, Chordata, Mammalia, Rodentia, Cricetidae. Gene Ontology annotation, cellular component: endoplasmic reticulum membrane. The coding region runs from base 109 to 1200 and encodes 363 amino acids. Gene Ontology annotation, biological process: protein folding.
CCCGCACGCGCGCCUGCGCACAAACGCGUCCUGCUGACGUGGACGGGCGGCGGGGCCGAGCCCAGCGCUGCGGCUAAGGAGUCCGGCGGCCGCUGCGGCGAGGCGGGGAUGGCGGCGCGCGGGGCACCGGGGGCUGCCGGCCGGCGCCCAUGGCUGCUGAUGGCGCCGGCGCCGCCGCCGCCGCUGCUGCUGCUGCUGCUGGUGCCGCUGCUGCUGGCGCCGCGGCCCGCCGAGGCCCUGGUGGAGGGGUUGUACUGCGGCGCGCGCGACUGCUACGGGGUGCUGGGCGUCAGCCGCUCGGCCAGCAAGGCGGAGAUCGCGCGGGCCUACCGCCAGCUGGCCCGGCGCUACCAUCCCGACCGCUACCGGCCCGAGCCGGGAGACGGCCCCGGGGCCGCGCCGCCGAGCGCCGAAGCUUUCCUCCUGGUGGCGACCGCCUACGAGACGCUCAAGGAUGAAGAGACACGGAAAGAUUAUGACUACAUGCUGGAUCACCCGGAGGAAUACUAUAGCCAUUACUACCACUACUACAGCAGGCGCCUAGCUCCAAAAGUGGAUGUUAGGGUGGUGAUUUUGGUCAGUGUGUGUGCCAUUUCAGUGUUUCAGUAUUUCAGCUGGUGGAAUAGCUACAACAAAGCAAUCAGCUACCUUGCCACAGUACCCAAAUACCGCAUCCAGGCAACAGAAAUUGCCAAGGAGCAAGGACUGCUCAAAAAAGCCAAAGAGAAAGGGAAAAAUAAGAAAUCCAAAGAAGAAAUCCGUGAUGAGGAGGAGAACAUUAUAAAGAACAUUAUAAAAAGUAAGAUAGACAUAAAGGGGGGCUACCAGAAACCCCAAGUACGUGACCUCCUCCUAUUUCAAGUCCUCCUCGCUCCUUUUCACCUGUGCUCAUACGUAGCUUGGUACUGCCGGUGGAUCUAUAACUUUAACAUUAAAGGCAAAGAGUAUGGGGAGGAGGAGAGACUCUACCUCAUACGAAAGUCCAUGAAGAUGUCCCAGUCUCAGUUUGACAGCCUGGAGGACCAUCAGAAAGAAACGUUUCUUAAGCGGGAGCUUUGGAUAAAGGAGAAUUACGAGGUCUACAAGCAGGAACAAGAGGAAGAAUUAAAGAAAAAAUUGGCAAGUGACCCUCGGUGGAAGCGAUACCGGAGAUGGAUGAAGAAUGAAGGGCCUGGACGGUUGACAUUUGUGGAUGAUUGAAGAUUAACGGAACGCUGCUAUGUCUGACUUUAAUUGUGAUAUCGUUUUCAUAGCAGUUACUUGAGAUAUUUCUGCUGGUCUCAGCAGUAACUAAAGUUCGUGAGAUAUGAUUAAACAGAAUAAUGUAGAAAUUUCAGCUUUCCCAUAAAACUUUCUACAGAAGACAUUUAUGAUGGUUCAAUUUUUAUAAUCUAUUUGUGAAUUUUGUUAAAAAAAGAUUUGACAUGGGAAUUUAUUAGUUGCCAUUUAAAAUUUUUAUAUGUUUAGUUAAAUUUGACAUGAACUUUAUUAGAUAACAUUUAAAACUUCUGUGUGAAGUGUUUCUUCUUCAAGAGUGUUCCCUUAUGUUUUCAUAUUGCUACAUUUUUCUUCUUUCCUGGUCUCUGUUUUUACAGAACAGCAACAAAAGUUACAACAGCACUUGAUCAUAUUAUUGUGUCUUUCUGGACACACAUUUCUUCAGGAAACCAUUCAGUGUCAUGUUGUCCUUACUGUAGUCCUUACAGGUUUGAGUAUGUUCAAAGUAAUCUCUAGGAGAGUCUUGUAGAAUCUCUGCAGUUCCCUCUCAGUAAUUCUACUCUUGAUAAGAUCAGAAACUCUCCAGGAGAGUGGGUCACCACCAUGUCCUUGUGGGAUGUGCUUGAUUACAGUCUCAUUAUAGGACUCUAAAACAUUUCUGCAGAGGGGACCUUGUGAAAAGGUCUUUUGUACCACUCCCUCCCUCCCUUCUUAUGAAUUACUUGUGUGGUGAAAAUGUAAUGCCCAUGAGGUCAUUUACAUGCAUUUAAACUAGAAAGAAGAUAGGCAUGGCUGUGUGCCAUUCUCUCAACCACUAGGGUAUAAAUGUUUUUUAUUCAUAUAGAAGUGGAAGUAAAUGACAGCAUUGACUGAAUCACACCUGAUACUAUAUCAGAGGACUGCAUGUAUUCAUAUGCAGUACUCUUGUUAAAGUUUUACACCACUGCUUCAUAUUAAUAAAAUGGCUGUGAUCUACCAUGCUGCCUGGUAGGGUUACUUAAAGAUGAACAUAUUGCCUUUGUAACAUAAUUUUAAAAAAAUAUUAGUGUAGCAUAGUAGAUAUGCAAGCUUUAUUUCUAAGUGAAGUAAAUUAGUUCUUUUAAAAGCUCAACCCAGGCACUGGGGAGCUCAGUUGGUAAAGUGCAAAGAGUGGGCAGUGACUUUGGUUCCCCACAUCAGUCAAUCUUCCGUAAAAAUUGCCAGGCAUGGUGGUGUGUUCAAACCAGAGAACCUGUUUCAAAAAAUAAGGUGGACAGCAUCUGAAAAAUGAAAACCAAGCUUGUCCUCUGGCCUUCAUAUACACCCACAUACUUGUGCAUCUGCUUACAUGUGAACACACACACACACACACACCAACACACAAAGCUCGGUCCAAAUAAUGAUAUACGCAGAGUUCCAUCCCUGCCAAUAAGUCAAAAGACUUGAGGUCAGUUAUUUAAAGUGAAUGAAUUUCAGUUGCUAGUUACAAAAAUAGAAUUUGACCAGGCUGUCAGUAGGGCUCUGCAGUUUUGGGAUUCUGAAACGAUAUAAUUAUUUAGAGUUCUAUAAACUUUAGUUGGAAAUGUUUUAUGUAACUUCUUUUGGGUUGUGGAGAAUCAUAUAAUUAGCACACACUGCUGGUUAUUAUCUGUGAACAAAUUUAUGUCAUAUAAGGACCAGGAAGAAAUACCAGUACUAGUGUACAUCGACAUUUUCCUAGAAUUCUCUAGUUGCCUGUAUUUUUCUAGUUUGAUUUCUGUUACUGUUACAAGCACCCUGACAAAAAGCAACACAAAGAGAAAAGGGUUUAUUUGGCUUACAGUCCCAGGUUACAAUCAGCCAUUGUUAUAUCACACCCACAGUCAAAGGCAAGGAGACAAUGUAUCUUUGCCUCUCAUAUUGUUCAGCAUUUCCUUGCUAGGGAAUGGUGCUGCCUACAGUUGGCCGGGUCUCCCUGCAUCUCUUCUCAAGGCAAUCCCCCAGAUGUGCCCGCAGGCCAACCUCAUUGAGGCUGUCUGUUCCCGGUUAACCUGAGGUUGUAUCAAGUUGGCAAUGAAAAGUAACCAGCACACCUGUUUAUAAGGAAAGUGGGAAGAAAGAUGUUCAGCCAAUGAAAACUCUGUGUCUUUGGGUGCUUUGUCUGUCUUUUUAUUUCUGUAUUGUAGAAUGUUAUUAAUGUGGGAGUUUGGACACAGUCAUUGCAUGAAUCAAGGUGGACUCUUACAGAAAGAUGACAGUUUUCCCCUUCCCCUCAAUUCACUGUGCUUUAACGUCUCAACAUGAAGGAAAGGCCAUUGCUUGCUACAGUCACCAUGUUUCAAUGCACUCUGCCCAUCUUCCACCCAAACCAAAUCUCUCCAUUUUAGAAACACCUAGAAAAGACCAGAGGCCCUUACAGCUUCAUUAGUGUAGGAGUAUGGGUUAUGACUUCAUCAGUGUAGGGUUAGGGUUAUGACUUCAUCAGUGUAGGGUUAGGGUUACAACUUCAUUAGUGUAGGUUAGGAUUAUGACUUCUUUAGGGCUAGGGUUAUGACUUCAUUAGUGUAGAAGCAUGGGUUAGGGUUAUGACUUCAUUAGUGUAGGUUAGGGUUAUGACUUCUUUAGUGUAGGGCUAGGGUUAUGACUUCAUUAAUGUAGGGUAUGGGUUAGGGUUAUGACUUCAUUAGUGUAGAAGCAUGGGUUAGGGUUCGUUGUUAGCACGUAGUGUUCAUCGCUGCCUAUUCAUCAUCAGCUCAUGUCAUUGAAGUCUGAAAAAUUGCCCUUUGGAUUUUAUUCAUAUAAAAACCUUCAUAACAGAA